This is a messenger RNA of Xiphophorus couchianus (Monterrey platyfish), 1290 nucleotides long. RefSeq names its product phosphoserine phosphatase (gene psph). Gene Ontology annotation, cellular component: cytoplasm. The record is from RefSeq and is a predicted model, not a curated record. Bases 228 to 908 code for a protein of 226 amino acids. Gene Ontology annotation, molecular function: L-phosphoserine phosphatase activity; magnesium ion binding. Gene Ontology annotation, biological process: L-serine biosynthetic process; dephosphorylation. NCBI's taxonomy places the organism in Eukaryota, Metazoa, Chordata, Actinopteri, Cyprinodontiformes, Poeciliidae. The transcript has 7 exons.
CCUUGUCGGCUUCUCUCUGAUUGGUCAGCCGUCUGGCUCAUCUCUUCCUCGUCGGUGAGCGGUCCCAGUCGGUUCAUGUUAAAGCGACCAGCAUUCUCGAUCCGUAUCAACCCUCUUCUUUCUCGGAGGAACGGCGUCCUCAGCAUGCAGGAGGAAAUCAGGCGUAAGAGAUGUCCCCUUAAACCAACAACACAGCAACAGACCGCCCAGAUGACUUCCCAGUCACAAUGACAACUAUCCAGGAGACAAAGGAGCUCUUCAGGAGAGCAGAUGCUGUCUGCUUCGAUGUGGACAGCACAGUCAUCAAAGAAGAAGGCAUCGAUGAACUGGCCAAAUUCUGUGGGGUGGGGGAUGUGGUCAGAGAGAUGACUCGUAAAGCCAUGGGCGGCUCGAUGACGUUCAAGAAGGCCCUUACUGAGCGUCUGUCCAUCAUCCGAUGUUCCAGAGAACAAGUAAACAAACUCAUAACGGAUCACCCGCCUCAGCUGACUCCAGGCAUAAAGGAGCUCGUGGACCGUCUGCACAAGCGCAACAUAAAGGUGUUCCUCAUUUCCGGUGGUUUUCGCUGUAUCGUCGAACACGUGGCUUCUCAGCUAAACAUCCCCCUGCAUCACGUCUACGCCAACCGACUCAAGUUCUACUUUAAUGGUGAAUACGCAGGUUUCGACGAAACUCAGCCCACAGCAGAGAGCGGCGGCAAAGGAAAAGUGAUAAGCAUGCUGAAGGAGCAGUACGGCUUCGAAACUGUGGUGAUGAUCGGAGAUGGAGCCACUGAUCUGGAGGCCUGUCCCCCAGCUAAUGCUUUUAUUGGAUUUGGCGGGAAUGUCGUCAGAGCUCAAGUCAAGGAGAGAAGUUCCUGGUAUGUGACGAGCUUCGAUGAGCUGCUCAAGGAGAUGGAGAAGAUUUAAAUAUGCUAGAGGAGUUCUGUUACUAAUUUAACCUUUUAUAUAUUUGCACCCAAAGGUGUGCCAGUCAAGCUUUUUAUCCAGUACACUCAAUAGACUUUUUUAUGAACAGACGUAUUUACAAUAGACAAACUUCACUUUAAUGUUUUUUGUACUAAAAAAGUUACCAAGUCCUGUGUGAGAGGACAUUAAGUUUUAGUGUUUUUGCACUUAUCACAUCAGAAUCUGAUAACUUGUAGGUAUUAUAUAGUGGCAUGUGCAAUAAGAACUGUACUAGAAAUGUGUUCAAUACUAAGAGAACUGUAACCUGACUUGACUGUCAAAAACUGUGGCGACUUCAGUCCUUUUAGGAGAAUCCCAAUUAAAAACCAGAACGUGCUGUAAA